AUGGAACAAUCCACAUCAAAGCCAUCUAGAGUUACGGGCACAAUUAACCCACGAACGAGUCGACAAAAACUUGUAUCUGGAUUGGCACUGCUCAAAUUAUCAGCGAAAAUUAUCCUCGCCAUCGGAUACAUCUACUUCGAAAUCUGGCUGUGGGGACUUAUCCGCCAGUUUUACAGUCAGCGCCAAACCGUGGAUCUAUUCUAUGCCAUAAUAGCCUUUGCCUUUUUCCCCAUCACAGCGCUCUACAAUGGACUUGGUUGGUAUGUUUGGGCCGUGUUCUGCAGCUGGCGUAGAGAGGUCGUCUCAGAAUCUGAAGCGGAAAGGGACAUGUUCAAUGUGAAUACUCGUCUCAUAAACCUCAGGUGUACCUUUGUUUCGGCGAUCCAUCUCUCGCUCAUUUCGCGACUAUCUCUUUGGAGUCAAAAUUUUCAGGCUGAUGGCAAGGCUAAAGAUGCAAAAAUUUGCACUUAUCUUGUUGUUUUCAUAGCAUUUGAGGUUCUCUUGGUGAUUAUGGACCUUGGUAACGCCCUUCAUGAUUACGUAUCGCAUGUUAAAGCGAGUGGUGGAGCAAGUUGCAAGGCCACAUUCUUGAAAAGUGAUGAGCAGGAGUCUGAGAGAUGA
Messenger RNA from Trichoderma harzianum CBS 226.95, 621 nucleotides. RefSeq lists its product as hypothetical. The record is from RefSeq and is a predicted model, not a curated record. Lineage: Eukaryota; Fungi; Ascomycota; Sordariomycetes; Hypocreales; Hypocreaceae. Bases 1 to 621 code for a protein of 206 amino acids. The transcript is spliced from 2 exons.